Molecule: messenger RNA, 516 nt
Organism: Oldenlandia corymbosa var. corymbosa
Lineage: Eukaryota; Viridiplantae; Streptophyta; Magnoliopsida; Gentianales; Rubiaceae
Source: the annotation of a GenBank genome assembly
AAGCAUGGUAAAAAUCGUUUCUUGAAGCCCAUAAGGGUGUUGAAGAAACGCAUGCAGCGGGAAGAGGGUCGAUGGGUUCAAAUAAGGGAUUCCUGAAAGAGCGAUUUCUUGUUGAAGCAGAGGGUGGGAACCGGGAGUACGAAUUUGGCCGGGAAAUACAGUUCUCGAAAAUCGGCAACGAUCAAGAAUUUCUGCGGCCGCGACCGCCACCGGCAACAAAGAUGGGCCGAUGGAAAGCAGUGGCAGUUCGACUACAAAUAAUGAUACUCUGGCAUACAUGGACUGCAGUCCGCAAAUCAGCCCCAAGUUAUCCAUCGAUGAAGCACGGUGUGCGUGCAAUGUGGCGAAGGAACUUCUGCCUCUGUUCGUCCGUCACUAAUGGAAGUUAAUUUCUACGAUUGGGUGUGCUUGUUUUGUCAUAAAGUGGAGAACUUUAGGGACAUUAAUGGCGUGUUCAUCUGCCCCAAAUGCCUGUUGCCAACGGAACGUUUGGAUGCCUGGGAAACUGAUCUCAAC